GUUUUUUUUCUCUCUUUUUAUUAGUUGAUCAAGAAAAGAUGUCUUAUUUCUUACCUCAUUUAACCAACGGUUGGCAAGUAGAUCAAGCUAUUCUAUCAGAAGAGGAUCGUGUGGUAGUUAUUCGUUUUGGACAUGAUUGGGAUCCUACUUGUAUGCAAAUGGACGAAAUUCUUUAUAGCAUCGCCGAAAAAGUUAAAAAUUUUGCAGUGAUUUACUUGGUUGAUAUUACAGAAGUACCCGAUUUUAACAAGAUGUAUGAAUUAUAUGAUCCAUGUACUGUGAUGUUCUUCUUCCGUAAUAAGCACAUUAUGAUCGAUUUGGGAACAGGUAACAACAAUAAGAUUAACUGGGCUUUGGAUGAUAAGCAAGAAAUGAUAGACUUGAUUGAGAUCGUCUAUCGUGGUGCAAGAAAAGGAAGAGGUUUAGUGGUGUCACUUAAAGAUUAUUCAACUAAAUACAAGUAUUAAUGAAAGAAAUAAAGCAAUUGUAAUUUUUUUAUUGUCUAUAAUACUACGCGUCAGUUUC
Messenger RNA from Rhizopus microsporus ATCC 52813, 525 nucleotides. RefSeq names its product 4A/4B type thioredoxin-like protein. Gene Ontology annotation, cellular component: spliceosomal complex; U4/U6 x U5 tri-snRNP complex; U5 snRNP. The transcript has 5 exons. NCBI's taxonomy places the organism in Eukaryota, Fungi, Mucoromycota, Mucoromycetes, Mucorales, Rhizopodaceae. The record is from RefSeq and is a predicted model, not a curated record. Bases 39 to 467 code for a protein of 142 amino acids. Gene Ontology annotation, biological process: mRNA splicing, via spliceosome.